Caenorhabditis briggsae is the source of this 1038-nucleotide messenger RNA. It is a transcript of the gene Cbr-srh-48, whose product is annotated as Protein CBR-SRH-48. The transcript is spliced from 4 exons. The coding region runs from base 1 to 1038 and encodes 345 amino acids. The record is from RefSeq and is a predicted model, not a curated record. Lineage: Eukaryota; Metazoa; Nematoda; Chromadorea; Rhabditida; Rhabditidae.
AUGACCACUUCUCUUUCUAAUUACUAUGCCUAUAAUUACACCCAAUUAUGCAAUUUAUCCCAAAAAUCGUUUAUCGAAACUCCUAAAUUUCUCUCUGGUGGAGCCAGAAUUAUUGGAGUUUUGGGUAUUCCAUCCAACUUUUUCGCCUAUUACAUUUUGAUUUUCCACACUCCAAAAUCAAUGGUUCAUCUGAAAUUAUGUCUAUUGAAUCUGAAAAUUUGGACGCUUCUGAUAGACCUGAUUUAUUCAGUUUUCCUGAUUCCUUAUGUAUUUUAUCCAAUUUUUGCAAUGGGAUACAUUGGAAUUUUCAGCACAAUUUUCAAGAUUCCAUCUGAAAUUCAAUUUUAUUUUGCUAUGUGUUGUUAUGGAGGAAUAUCAUCAGCUGGAAUUCUUAUUUUUGAAAAUCGCCAACAUCACAUGGUUCCCAAAGGCUACAGAUUUCGAAUUCAAAAUCCCACUUUUAGAAUUUUUCUAAUCAUUUUUAAUGCAUUUUUGGGAAUGUCUGUAAUGCUCCUGGCGAUUUGGUUAAGAGCAGAUAGUGAUGAAUUGAAGUUUAAGUUUUUGAAGCUCAACCCUUGCCCAGAUCCUCUCUACUUUUCCUCUUACACAUUCUCCGUGGACACUAAUCGCAACGAAUUCAGCACUGGAAUCCUCAUAAUUCUAUUUUUCAUCUCCCUACAGUACUCAUUUUUUGUCUCCCAUUGUGUCUGGUACAUCUAUUCUGAAGAGGCCGCCCGUUACUCAAGAAAUACUAGGAGAAUGCAGAAAAUGUUUUUAUUUGCAUCAUUCUCCCAAGUGGCAAUUUUCUUGGCUGUUUUUGUAGUUCCAUUGGGAAUUUUUGCAUUUGUAUUGACUACUGGAUACAGAAAUCAGGGACUCAUGAAUAUUUGCAAUUUAAUAAUUCCAACUAUCGGGUUGAACACUUCAAUUGCUCUAGUCGUUAUGUACAAGCCGUAUCGAGAUUUCGUAAUCAAAAAAUUGAUAAGAAAAGGAGAAAAGGAGGAAACACCAAAUACCAAAUCUGCUGUUGUGUUUUGA